This is a messenger RNA of Habropoda laboriosa, 1513 nucleotides long. It is a transcript of the gene Mpcp1, whose product is annotated as phosphate carrier protein, mitochondrial-like. Gene Ontology annotation, cellular component: mitochondrial inner membrane. Bases 102 to 1166 code for a protein of 354 amino acids. Lineage: Eukaryota; Metazoa; Arthropoda; Insecta; Hymenoptera; Apidae. Gene Ontology annotation, molecular function: phosphate transmembrane transporter activity. The transcript is spliced from 6 exons. Gene Ontology annotation, biological process: mitochondrial phosphate ion transmembrane transport. The record is from RefSeq and is a predicted model, not a curated record.
UCUAUGUCGCUAAACGGAUUCCGUUAGUGAAGUCUCUGCCACUCUUUUCCUACAAGGCGGAGGCGAGAGUCGUGCCUUUGAAGGUGAAGUGAUAGAGCAAGAUGUGGCCCUCAGGACUGGACGUAGCCAAAAUGAGUUUACUUGGAUCACCGUUCAUGACAGCCAAAUGUCAGGGGCAAAACGAACUUACACAAGCACUCGUUAGAAAUCGUCACAUUGCCGCUGCCUCUGUCGCAUCAGGCGAUAGUUGUGAAUUUGCAUCAAAUAAAUAUUUUAUGCUAUGUGGCUUGGGAGGCAUACUGUCAUGUGGUAUUACUCAUACCAUGGUUACUCCUUUGGACUUGGUGAAAUGUCGAAUCCAAGUGAAUCCUGCAAAGUACAAAUCAGUCUUCAAUGGAUUCAAAGUCACUAUGGCUGAGGAUGGAACUCGAGGUUUGGCAAAAGGAUGGGCUCCAACAUUCUUUGGUUACUCUAUUCAAGGAAUGUUCAAAUUUGGUCUUUAUGAAGUUUUCAAAGUAUAUUAUUCAGCUCUUGCUGGAGAAGAAAUGGCAUAUGAAUAUAGGACAUCUUUGUAUUUAGUUUCUUCAGCAUCUGCAGAAUUUUUUGCUGAUAUUGGACUUGCUCCUUUUGAAGCUUCUAAAGUCAAAAUUCAAACCACACCAGGAUUUGCAAACACUUUAAGAGAAGCUAUGCCAAAGAUAAUGUCAGAAGAGGGCAUUGGUGGUUUUUACAAAGGGCUGGUACCUUUGUGGCUUCGUCAAAUUCCAUAUACAAUGAUGAAGUUUGCAUGCUUUGAGCGUACACUUGAGCUGUUGUAUAAGUAUGUAGUUCCUAAACCAAGGCAGGAUUGCACGAAGGGAGAACAGCUGGUUGUUACCUUCGCUGCAGGAUAUAUUGCUGGUGUAUUCUGUGCAAUUGUAUCUCAUCCUGCUGAUUCUGUUGUAUCAAAAUUGAAUCAAGCAAAAGGAGCAUCAGCUGUUGAUGUUCUGAAACAGAUGGGUCCUCUUGGAGUAUGGAAAGGUCUUGGUCCUCGAAUAGUCAUGAUCGGUACAUUGACAGCAGCACAAUGGUUCAUUUAUGAUGCUGUGAAAGUUUGGCUUCGCAUGCCCCGCCCACCACCACCGGACAUGCCAGAAUCACUCAAGAAGAAGUAUGGAGUAGCUUAAAUGUCGAACAUCAUCAAUUUCUAAUUGAAUCAAUUACAGUUAGAGGAAAAAGCAUAGAUAAAUUACAUUAUUUCCUUACAGUACAUUGUCGAACAAUGUUUUGCCAUACAUUUUGAGUAUUUAUUCUAUAAUACAGACAUCAGUGCAGGUCAUCACUGCCUUCGAAUUAGAAGUAAUGUGCUACAUAUGUGAAUUAUAGUAAUUUGCUACCAGUUCUGUGAUUAUAAAAGAGGUAGCACAUAUAUAAAAAUUUAACAGUGACAGUGAGUUACCUAUUGUAACCAUGAACUGUUACUUUGUAUAUAGGGUGAUCACCGUAAAUAAAUGGUCUGUGAUUGCUCAAUUAA